UCGAUUCCGAUAACUCUUCCGGGGAAUUUUCCGAGGCAAAUCAGAAAGUCACUGGGAUGAUUGACUUGGACACCAGCAAAAGUGACAGGAUCGGGAAGAUUGGGGAGCGGUCCCCUCAAGAGAAUGGAAUGCAAAAACACAGGACGUCGCUGCCCGCACCCAUGUUCACCAGGAGCGACUUCAGCCUGUGGGCCAUUCUGAAGAAGUGUGUCGGCCUGGAGCUGUCCAAGAUCACGAUGCCGAUUGCCUUCAACGAGCCGCUGAGCUUCCUGCAGCGGAUCACGGAGUACAUGGAGCACGUGUACCUCCUCCACAAAGCCUGCCGCCAGCCCCAGCCCCUCGAGAGGAUGCAGUCCGUAGCUGCCUUUGCUGUUUCCGCCGUGGCCUCCCAGUGGGAGCGGACGGGCAAACCGUUUAAUCCACUCCUGGGAGAGACGUACGAACUGAUCAGGGAGGAUUUAGGAUUCAGAUUCAUAUCCGAGCAGGUCAGCCACCAUCCCCCCAUCAGCGCAUUUUACUCCGAAGGCCUCAGUCAGGACUUCCUGUUCCACGGCUCCAUCUACCCGAAGCUGAAGUUCUGGGGCAAGAGCGUCGAGGCGGAGCCACGGGGGACCAUCACGCUGGAGCUUCUCAAACACAAUGAAGCCUAUACCUGGACCAACCCCACCUGCUGUGUGCACAACGUCAUCAUCGGGAAGCUGUGGAUCGAGCAGUACGGCACGGUGGAGAUCGUGAACCACAGAACUGGACACAAGUGUGUACUGAACUUUAAACCAUGUGGAUUGUUUGGAAAAGAACUGCACAAAGUGGAAGGGCACAUUCAAGACAAAAACAAACAGAAGCUGUUCGUGAUCUACGGCAAGUGGACGGAGUGCCUGUGGGGCGCGGACCCCGCCUCGUACGAGUCCUUUAAGAAGCGGGAGCGGAGCGGCGGUCACCCGCGGAGGGCUAAGCUGGAUGACGGCGCCGAGAAAGCCGACAGCGACGUGGCCGACGACGUACCUGAGGUGCAGGAGACCGUGCAGGUCGUCCCGGGCAGCAAGCUGCUCUGGAGGAUCAACACCCGGCCCCCCAACUCUGCCCAGAUGUACAAUUUCACCAGUUUCACCGUGAGCCUCAACGAGCUGGCGACAGGCAUGGAGAAGACCCUGCCCCGCACGGACUGCCGCCUGCGCCCCGACAUCCGCGGCAUGGAGAACGGGAACAUGGACCUGGCCAGCCAGGAGAAGGAGCGGCUGGAGGAGAAGCAGAGAGAAGCCCGGCGGGAGCGUGCCAGGGAGGAGGCAGAGUGGCAGACCAGUGGCGUUCCUGACCCAAAGCGCUCUUCUCAAAUACGCCAAAUUUAAGGAGAAGACGUCAUCCGAACCCCGCCGCUCCCUCGAGGACAGUGCGCCUGAUGAGAGGGAGUGCAGCCCCACGGCCACGGUCCCCGCUGGGGGGUGAGGAGCGCCCGGGCUCAGGGACCCGCGCCCCGUGAUGCCACGUGGCGGGGAGCACCAGGCCGAGGCCACGUCCCCCCUCAGCCACGCUCAGGCUGGCCGUCACACCCGUGACCAGAGAGGUUGUGCUGUGAGAACGAAGCGCCGUGGCACUGAGACGUGGGCGGGGCUGGGGCUGUGGAGCGGGCGUGCGCACACACGGCAGACACCCUUCCCGCCGGCCAGCACGCCCAGCAGAGCUGUCACACGGCAGCGGCCGCUAGGA
Propithecus coquereli (Coquerel's sifaka) is the source of this 1704-nucleotide messenger RNA. RefSeq names its product oxysterol binding protein-like 2 (gene OSBPL2). Gene Ontology annotation, cellular component: cytosol; intracellular membrane-bounded organelle; membrane. NCBI's taxonomy places the organism in Eukaryota, Metazoa, Chordata, Mammalia, Primates, Indriidae. The transcript is spliced from 12 exons. Bases 57 to 1346 code for a protein of 429 amino acids. Gene Ontology annotation, molecular function: cholesterol binding. The record is from RefSeq and is a predicted model, not a curated record.